This is a messenger RNA of Peronospora farinosa, 3405 nucleotides long. The record is from the annotation of a GenBank genome assembly. NCBI's taxonomy places the organism in Eukaryota, Oomycota, Peronosporomycetes, Peronosporales, Peronosporaceae.
AUGGGCAAGGGACAACGCGUUCGCAAGGCUGCAGCUGAUGCCGUACUGGCGUCUGCCAUGGCGCAAAGCAAACCGUCUGUGCUAAAGCAAGAGACGCUCGAGUUUGUAACGCCUAAGGCCUCUACCCCUAAUGUGACUGUGCCACCUGCAAGCACAAAGCCGUCACCCCCUCCUUCUGAGACGUCAGCGUCUUCGUCUGACGACUACGAUGAGUUUCGUGAACUGGCGUCUGACGAGCAGAUUGAAGCGUUUAAGGCUCUUGUAGACGUGGACGCUGUCAAGACGCAGCUCGAUGCUAUUUUGUCCCGUCUUGUUGCCGCCUUUAGCUCCAAAAAUGAACGCAACGCUGCUGCCAUUGACAUUGUGGCGGCUCUAGAGAUCGUUGGUCUGGCUAGUACUGCAGCUAUUCAUGUGCUUGAUGAGCUCAAGAAGUUCCUCAUUGCCAAGCCGACUACUGCACGUGAAGGAGCUCUGCUGGCCUUUAUUGCUCUGUGUAAGAGCGAAGAACUCUCAUCUGUGAUGGAGCCUGUGGUUGUUGAGCAGCUGACGACUCUGAUGCAACGCCACGCAGAUUCGGAACAUGUCGUGAAGAACGCUGCAGCGACGCUGUCGAAGACAAUUGCACAAAAGGUGAAUCCUUUGGCUAUCCACUCGGUCCUGAAGCAGAUAUACAAGGCACUGGAGCUACGCCAAUGGCAGAGCAAGGUUGCUGCACUGAACCUUCUCAAGGUGCUCAGUGAGACUGCAAGUGAGGAGGUAUCUGGCUGGCUGCCAGAGAUUAUUCCGAUCGUUUCUGAGUACGUCUGGGACACAAAGAAGCAGGUUCAGACUGCGUCGAUCGACUCGUUGAUUGCCGUGUGUUCCAAGAUCAGUAACGACGACGUUGUGCCGCUUGUGCCUACUCUUGUGGGUGUUAUUGCUCGCCCUGAAGAGACCAUGAAGGCUAUUGACAGCCUUCUGGCGACUACUUUUGUAUCGAACGUGGAUGCGCCGACGCUAUCGCUGAUUGCGCCGCUGUUGCACAAGGCUUUACGUGACACGAGCAUCAACAGCUCAUCGCUCAAGCGAAAGGCAGCUAAGAUUAUCGACAGCAUGUGUCGCCUAGUCGUCCGUCCGUCCGAUGUCAUGCAGUUUGUUCCACUGCUGCUUCCGCAGCUAGAUACUGCCAUCGAACGUUUGAUUGACGAGGAGGUUGUUGAAUCUGCUAAGGAAGCUCGUGCUCAUCUUGUGCACGCCGCGGGGGACGGCGAGGUCAUGGAGGAGGACCCCAUUGAAAUUCGCAGGAAGUUGGAAUCUGAAAUUUUGACUGCGUUCAGCGACACCCUUGACCGCCCAACGCACCCUGGCCUGACUGAUUUUACGCUGGAGUACGUUACUGAUGUGUGCACGGAGCUAGCUACCCACAACCGUGGAUCGGAGUGGCGCACCAUCGUGAUGGCCUACUUGAUGCCGCACAUGCACGACGCAGAUGCCGAGCAUCUUUGCGACGCCCUGCGCGCUGCUGGUGGCGGCCUGGGCGAGGAGCGUGAGAAGUCGACGGACCCUAACGAUGUGUGCGACCUUGACUUCUCGCUAGCAUACGGUGGCAAGAUUUUGCUUCGUAAUGCACGCCUCCGUCUGACUCGCGGCCACCGCUAUGGUCUAAUUGGUAAGAACGGUGUCGGCAAGACCACGUUGAUGCGUAACUUGGCGACGGGUGCCAUUGAAGGUCUGCCGGAUACUUUGCGCUCUGUGUACGUGCAGCAUGAGGACAUUGUGGAAAGCCAGGGAAGUUUGCUUGAGUCUAUGUGCAAGGCUCCGGAACUUUCUCAUCAGACUCCUGAUGCAGUCGAAAAGAUUUUGACUGACAUUGGCUUUACUCAGAAGAUGCUGGACGGCGAAAUUGACGCGCUUUCUGGAGGUUGGCGCAUGAAGCUUGCCUUGGCUCGUGCCAUGCUCUACAAUGCAGACGUGCUGCUGCUGGAUGAGCCAACGAAUCACUUGGAUGUGCACGCCGUGCAGUGGUUGGUGGACUACCUGAAUUCCCUCGACACGAUGACGGUGCUGCUAGUAUCUCACGACACUGGUUUCCUGGACAAGGUGUGUACUGACAUUUUCCACUACGAGUCUAAGAAGCUGGUGCUAUACUCGAUGACCUUGUCCGAAUUCGUGGACAUCCACCCAGAAGCGAAGCACUACUAUGAAUUGAAGUCGUCUGACAUGGUAUUUAACCUGCCGGAGCCUGGUCGUUUGGAGGGCAUCAACUCCAUGACGCGUCGAAUUUUGACCCUCGACAAUGCUACGUUUACGUACCCGGGUGGCGUCAAGCCUCAGCUUGAGAAUGUUUCUGUAAAGCUGUGUCUGGCGUCGCGUGUUGCUGUGAUUGGUGUCAACGGUGCUGGUAAGUCGACCUUGAUCAAGAUGCUUGUGCAAGAGACGUCUCCUGACACGGGCACUUUCUGGAAGCACCAUGCUGUUCGUGUGGCGUAUGUGGCCCAGCAUUCGUUCCAUCACGUUGAGAAGCAUCUUGAAAGCAGUCCGGUGCAGUACUUCCAGUGGCGUUUUGGUGGCGAGAAUGGUAUCGAUCGCGAGCUUGGUGACCACGUCAACCUAAAGCAGACGGAGGAGGAGAAGAAUCUUGUUGGCAAGAAGCAGGGUCAGGUGGAGAAGAUUGUGUCGCGUACUAAGGGCAAACGCGGUACGCUUGAGUACGAGUGUAAGCUCGUGGGCUUGAUGGAGCGUCACAACAAGCGCUAUACUUUGGAGCAGCUCCAAGAAAUGGGACUGGGUGCUCUUGCUGAAGCGGAAGACAUCCGUCAAGCAACGCUGGCUGGUGGUCUCGAUCUUCGUCCCCUUACGACAAAAGAGAUUCAGCGUCACCUGGACGACUUUGCCCUGCCAGCCGAGUUUGGUACCCACGGUAAGAUCCGUGGCCUGUCGGGCGGUCAAAAGGUGAAACUUGUGAUUGCCGCUGCUAUGUGGAAUCGUCCGCAUUUGUUGGUACUGGAUGAACCGACGAAUUAUUUGGACCGUGCCGCGCUGGGUGCAUUGGCGGACGGCAUUCGUCAGUACGCUGGCGGUGUCAUUAUGAUUUCUCACAGUGAAGAGUUCUACAACUCGUUGUGCACCGAAAAGUGGUUGGUGGAAGCUGGUCAUCUCACGAUUAUCGGUGAGGCCCAGGAGAAAGAGUAUCGUGCUGGUGGAGGCCGUAAGGUGAUUGAUGAGGAACCGGAAGAUGAAAAGAAGGCGGGUAGCAACCACAAUGCGGACAUGAAGCGUACCAAGCUCACGAACCCGAAAACAUUGCGUCCAUUGAGCAAGCAGCAGAUUCGUAAACUUAGCAAGUUGUGUAAGGUUGCGGGCGUGCCGUUUGACGAUUUUGUGGACGGUAUUACACGUGAGAGCCCGGAGUGGAAGUGGCUGUAA